This is a messenger RNA of Olea europaea var. sylvestris, 3064 nucleotides long. RefSeq lists its product as uncharacterized. Lineage: Eukaryota; Viridiplantae; Streptophyta; Magnoliopsida; Lamiales; Oleaceae. The record is from RefSeq and is a predicted model, not a curated record. The coding region runs from base 32 to 958 and encodes 308 amino acids. The transcript is spliced from 2 exons.
CGUUCUAAAAUGUUUGUAAAUAUUUGCAGAUAUGUCUUUUGAUCCUCGAGCUCUCCGGAACUUUGUCAGCACAAGGGGAGACGCUCAUCCACAGGGGCAGCCCCCGAGGAAGAAAAGCAAGAAGAGGCCUCGAGGGGCUCCUGAGGGUGCGAGGGGGCAUGGCGAAACUUCUCGAGCUCAUCCACAAGUCUCGACCCCUUUGCAACCGAACCUUAGAUCUCCCACUCCUCGGGUCGUCACUCCUUGGCCUCCUUCUGAAGUGGUUGACCUUGAGGAUGACCCGUCUCUUACCAGGGACUUCGAGACUUGCCACCUCGCUCCUGAGCUCGUUAACAAAUACAAAGAGGAGGUCAAGCUCGAGGAUGGGAUGAAGGUCCUCGAGGGUCUUACAGUGAAGAUGUUGAGUAUAGCUCGAGGACUCUCUCUGCAAGGGCUCGAGGAGGCCAAGAGGGCAGCUGGGGUCGAGACGUCCAUGGCCUCUAAGGACAGCAGGAUUCAAGACCUCGAGGCACAGGUCGAGGUUUUAUUGAAGGAGCGUGAUGACGCGAGGAGGGAGGCUGCAAAGGCCAGGGAUGACCUGGUUAUAGCAAAGGAUGAGGUCGAGGGCGCGAGGCUCGAGCUCAUCCAGAAGACAGAGGAUUUCGGGCGCGAGCUCGCGGCUGUCAGGGAGAGGGCUUGGGAGGAGUUUAAAACCUCCGAGGAUUGCGACAAGAUAAAAGGGGAGUAUGCGUUGGGGGCGUACUUCCAUGCUCUGAAAGAAGCCCAGGCCUUCCUCCGUGAGAAGUUGCCCGACGUCACUCCAGACGACUUGAAGACAGUGCCUUCCAUUGCUGAUACAUUGGAGAUCUCAGGCUCGGAAGAUGGAGGAGGAUCGGGUGGAGAUGAUGAGGAUGGUCUUGAGGACGACGUUGAGAUCGACAUCAGCAACCUCGACCCUCCUCUUGGCCACAUUGGAUGACUUCCCCACCCCGAUCCUUUGUAAUUUUUUGUUUAAUUUUGACAAUGUAAAUUGAUCGAGGACUAUGUAUGUUCUUAAAGUUAAUUUAUUCGAACUAUUUAUCUCGACCCCUUGGACUCCAUACAUUCGAGCAAACAAAUUGGAAACUAACUGCUCAUGCGACAUUGAAGUGUUUACUCGAGGAUUCCACAACUCGAGCGCAUUUAAGGGAUUAAAAAGUGGCAGACAUACAUUCUCGAGGACUGUAAUCUCGAGCACAAAUAUAUAAAAAAUAAUGAUGUGACAUUCUCGAGGACAAUUAAUCUUAAAAAAUGAGUGCAUUCUCGAGGACUGUAAUCCCGAGCACAACUAACUUUAAAAAUUGAUAGUGACAUUCUCGAGGACUGUAAUCCUGAGCACAACUAACUUUAAAAAUUGAUAGUGACAUUCUCGAGGACUGUAAUCCUCGAGCACAACUAAACUUUCAAAACUGAGUGACAUUCUCGAGGACUGUAAUCCUCGAGCACACUAAACUUUAAAAAGUUGGGGUGUGAUUUCCUCGAGGACUGUAAUCCUCGAGCACACUAACUUUAAAAAGUUGGGUUGUGAAAUCCUCGAGGGCUAUAACCUCGAGCACACUAAACUUUAAAAAGUUAUAAUGUGAGAUUCUCAGGGGUGUCCAAAAUGAUGUGGGAUUUUUGUAUGUCCCUGGGCGAUACUAUAAUGGUUUACACUUGACUAUAUGAUCAAGGCUUUUUGUGCUUGCGCAGGGCAAAGCUUUGGUACUUGCUUGAGACAAGGCAUUUUUGACUGCUUGCCUGGGGCAAGGCUUUUUGAGUGCUUGCCUGGGGCAUGGCUUCUUUGAGUGCUUGCCUGGGGCAAGGCUUCUUUGAGUGCUUGCCUGGGGCAAGGCUUUUUUGUGUGCUUGCGCGGGGCAAGGCUUUUUUGUGCUUGCGCGGGGCAAGGCUUUUUGGAGUGCUUGCCUGGGGCAAGGCUUCUUUGGAGUGCUUGCCUGGGGCAAGGCUUCUUUGAGUACUUGCCUGGGGCAAGGCUUUUUGGAGUGCUUGCCUGGGGCAAGGCUUCUUUGAGUGCUUGCCUGGUGCAAGACUUUUACUAAAGGGCUGUUAUACCCGAAACUUGAAUUUACUAAUUUUUCAGACUGAACUUGGAUUUAUAUUGUAUCCAAGCUGCCUACGUACCCAAAUGGGAUCAAGCCGAACGUAGUUCAUUACAAAAGAGAACGAAAAAUAUGCAUGGGCACGCAGACCCGCUAAACUAGAAAUAAAAUGCAGAAAAAGAAAAUCUCCUAAAAGGCGUCAGGAAUUUUACUUGUAAUAUAUUUUUAGAUUGUCGGCAUUCCAGGGCCUCGGAAGAGAUCUGCCCGAGGUGUCUCUUAGGCUGUAUGCUCCUUUGCGAACCUGUCGUAUGACCUCAAAGGGCCCUUCCCAGAUGGACCCGAGUUUCCCUGGGGGGUGGCCUGCUGCUUCGGCCCUCCUCAAGACCAAAUCGCCAGCUCUGAACCUCCGAGCCUUGACUUUGCUAUUAAAAUGUUUCGCUGUCUUAGUUUGGUAAGAGGCCACCUUUUUAGCGGCUUGCUCCCGUACUUCUUCCAAGAGAUCAAGAUGUUCAGCUGUAUGCUCCGAGGUUUCUGGCACAAGCCUCCUAUGGCUUGGCAGUCUAAUUUCCACCGGGACCAUUGCUUUAAUGCCAUAGGCUAACAUAAAAGGGGUUUCUCCUGUGGUUGUCCUAUGAGUUAUUCUAUACAUCAAAAGUAUAGAAGGCAGCUCGUCGGACCAAGAACCCCUUGCAUCGGUUAUUCUUGUUCGGAGGUCUUGCAAUAUGAUUCGAUUUGUUACCUCGGCCAGGCCAUUGCUCUGAGGAUGAGAAACUGAUGUCAGACGGUGAUCAAUCCCAAGGUUUGAGCAAAAGUUUCUAAACUGUUGGUUGUCAAAUUGCCUGCCAUUGUCGGUGAUGAGGACCUUUGGUAUCCCAAACCUGCAAAUGAUAGACCUCCAAGUGAAGGCUCUUAGCUUGGGCUCCGAUAUUGUGGCGAGAGGUUUGGCCUCUACCCAUUUUGUGAAGUACUCUACUGCUACAGCAACAAACUUUAAUUGGCCUCUUGCCACA